AUGUCCGGCGACGAGACGUCAGUGCCCGUUCCCUCUACAUCGCACGUCGCGGUUAAACUUCCAACCUUCUGGCCACGAAAUGUCGAGCUUUGGAUUGCGCGUUGCGAAGCCGAAUUCGAAGCAUGCAACGUCACUCGUCAAGAGACCAUGUUCAAUCACUUGCAGCGUUGUCUUCCUGACGAGUAUGCGGAGGAACUCUGCGACCUCCUCAUCCACCGCCCUUUAGAACAACCUUACGACAAGUUGAAAGAGGCUCUGGUAAAGCGCGUAGCCAUGACAGAGGAGCGCCGACUACGACAACUUCUCACUGGCGAAGAGCUCGGGGACUGAAAACCUUCUCAACUACUGAGAAGAAUGCAGCAGCUUGUUGGCGAACGCAAGUUCGACACCUCCAUCCUUCGCCAACUUUUCCUUUAGCGUCUCCCACUCGACGUCCAGACAGUUUUGGCUGUUUCUCAAGGAAGCAUGGAAGAAUUGGCAGAGCUUGCCGACAAGGUUAUGGCAUUGAGAGUCGCAGAGACUCAUUCAGUAAUUCACACCGCCAGCCCUAUUUCUCAUGAAUAUGAUCAGCGCCUUGAUCGACUCGAGCAGUUGGUCAUGCAACUGACAACUCAACUCAGUGCAGUUGCCGCAGGAGGUCCGAGGCUAUCAAGAUACCGUCGGCGGAGUUCCUCACGUUCCUGUAAUCGUCGCCAGCAGUCUUCAAGUGGCAUGUGCUGGUAUCACCAGAAUUUUGGACAAGCAGCACGACGAUGUCUGAAGCCAUGUUCAUUUAAGUCACCUCUCAAGGCUUCGGGAAACGAUCCCACCCGACAGUAGCGGCGAAUACUGCCGGGGGCGCUUCCAAUGUUCACACUCGCCGUUUAUUUCUCUGGGACCGUAUCGCUGGCGCCAAAUUCCUUGUCGACUCUGGUGCCGAGGUUAGCGUGGUUCCGCCAACUCCGGCCGAACGCAAACACCGCAGCUCUUUUUGUCUAACAGCUGCCAACAACUCCAGCAUCCCCACUUUUGGACAGCGCUCCAUCACACUCGAUUUGGGCCUUCGUCGGAUUUUCCGAUGGGUUUUCAUUAUUGCCGACGUUUCCGUCGCCCUCAUGGGCGCCGAUUUCCUAGCUCACUUCAAUUUACUAGUUGACUUGAGGAAUCGCCGGCUUGUCGACUGCAUCACCAACCUUCAUACCCGUUGUCAAUCCGGUGUGUACCCCUGCGUCAACCCUCUCACUGUUAUGCCCAUUUCUGACUGUCCUUUCCACUCACUCCUCAGGCAGUUUCCCCGCCUGACCAACCCCUCAUUUCGGGAAGUGGACAUCAAGCACACAGUCACCCACCAUAUUUCCACCACCGGAGCUCCCAAAUCUUGCCGACCACGUCGUCUUGCUCCGGACCGUUUGAAGAUUGCCAAGGCAGAGUUCGAACACAUGCUCGAGCUCGGCAUCAUCCGACAGUCCGACAGCUGCUGGGCAUCACCCCUCCACCUUGUCCCCAAGAAGAAUGGCGACUGGCAACCGUGUGGUGACUAUCGGGCGUUGAACUCUGUGACUGUCCCCGAUCAGUAUCCCGUCCCGCACAUCCAAGACUUCACCCUUUCGCUACAUGCUUAGCGAAUAUUCUCUAAGUUCGACCUUGUGCGCGCCUACCAUCAAAUCCCGAUCGAAGCCAGUGAUGUUCCGAAAACUGCAGUGACCACUCCCUUUGGGUUAUUCGAGUUCACUCGUAUGCCCUUUGGUCUGAGGAACGCCACUCAAACCUUUCAGCGAUUCAUUGAUCAGGUUCUGCGAGGUCUCGAAUUCGUCUACGCCUACAUUGAUGAUUUGGUAGUGGCUAGUUCUGAUGCUGCUGAACACGAGAUUCAUCUUCGACAGCUCUUCGAACGGCUCGACUCCUAG
Messenger RNA from Spirometra erinaceieuropaei, 1886 nucleotides. NCBI's taxonomy places the organism in Eukaryota, Metazoa, Platyhelminthes, Cestoda, Diphyllobothriidea, Diphyllobothriidae. The record is from the annotation of a GenBank genome assembly.